AUAGUCGCUCCUGUUAUCUAUCAGGGGAGGGGGGCUCAAUGGGAGGCAUUAUCCUUCCCUGUGGUGAAGGAGUUGCGCCGUACUGUUACCGAGCAUGGCCUCUCUUCCCCAUAUUUCGCGAGUUUGUUAUCUUCUGUCUUAGAUUCUUAUGUCAUGACUCCGCAUGAUCUCAAAUCUCUCGCACAGUUGCUGUUAACCCCCACACAGUAUUCGCUAUGGGAGUCGCAAUGGGGGAGGGGACUCCAAACGCUUUUACUAACCUAUGUGGGCCAUAAUAAUCCUGCUCUUGCUGCAUUAACUAUUGAGCAUCUUACGGGUACUGGCCAGCACACGGACCCGGUGGCUCAGGCGAGGGAUAUUCCGCGGGAAGCGCUUGAAGCCACGCGGAAUGAAGCAAAGAAGGCUCUGCUUAAAAUACCUGACUCUCAAAAGCCACAAAAGGCUUUUACUACCAUUACUCAGGAACCUCGGGAGCCUUAUAUGCAAUUUAUUGACAGAUUAAAACAAGCCUUAGAGCGCCAGAUAGAUAAUGUGGAAGCGCGGGAAAUUCUGUUGUUAAAGUUAGCAGUGGAAAAUGCCAAUGCAGAUUGUAAGAAGUUAUUGAAAUCUCUUCCGAACCCUAAUCCCUCUCUCGUGGAAAUGGUGGAAGCCUGUAAUAGAAUUGGCACCGUAGAUCAUAAAUUUGAAGCGAUGGCCGCUGCUUUUGCUGCCAUGCGUGGCACAGCUGGCCCCGGGGUUUGUUAUGGCUGUGGCAAGCCUGGCCAUUUGAAAAAGAAUUGUAUAGCUGCUACAUCUGGAGCCAAGCCCCAGGCACCGGGGAUUUGCCCUAGGUGCAGGAGGGGGCGCCAUUAUGCUAACCAAUGUCGCUCUAAGUAUGACUCCCAGGGACAACCGAUACAGGGAAACCGAUCGCGGAGCGCGGGACGGCGGCGCGUGCAGACACAAGUUCCGCAGUUAACCCCUCCGCUGCCGCAGAGGGAUACGACAGUGCCUCAAGCCUUCACCCAGCCACAGCCGGGAGCGCCGGCCUGGACCUGGCAACCAGCCACACAGUAACGAUGGAUCUGGGAAGUCCCAUAAAUCUGUUAUCCUCUGGUGGGACGACCAGCGCA
This is a messenger RNA of Tyto alba (common barn owl), 1112 nucleotides long. Its product is annotated as endogenous retrovirus group K member 7 Gag polyprotein-like. The coding region runs from base 154 to 1056 and encodes 300 amino acids. Gene Ontology annotation, molecular function: zinc ion binding; nucleic acid binding. The transcript is spliced from 2 exons. The record is from RefSeq and is a predicted model, not a curated record. Lineage: Eukaryota; Metazoa; Chordata; Aves; Strigiformes; Tytonidae. Gene Ontology annotation, biological process: viral process.